Aspergillus terreus NIH2624 is the source of this 864-nucleotide messenger RNA. RefSeq lists its product as uncharacterized. The transcript has a single exon. Lineage: Eukaryota; Fungi; Ascomycota; Eurotiomycetes; Eurotiales; Aspergillaceae. Bases 1 to 864 code for a protein of 287 amino acids. The record is from RefSeq and is a predicted model, not a curated record.
AUGUCGCAGAGACUCUCUCCGUCGAACCGACGCGAACUCCUGAGAUCCGUCGCAGAAGAAACAAAGACGUUGCUCCCGAAUAUCCUUGCGUUGAGACCACAAGAUCCUCCGACUGGCAUCUAUCUGCAACGGGAAAGGAUUCGGGCCCUUGGUUCAAGGUACAACCCGAACCUAAGCGCCCAGGUCGAAGUCGUUAAUGCGGAUACUUUCGACACUGCUAUCCGACUCGCAAAUUCUCCCGGAACACCAAAUGGGACUGAUGCCAAGAAAGUCUGUGUUUUAAAUAUGGCCAGCGAGAAACAUGCUGGCGGAGGUUGGCUUCGAGGCGCUCUAGCCCAGGAAGAAGAGCUCUGCUAUCGCAGCAGUCUCAGUUUCACUCUCAAGAGGCGGUUCUAUCCCAUCCGUGACAAUGAUGCCCUUUAUUCUCCGAACGUGGUGAUUUUCCGUGAGGGUUUUACCAAUGGUCACCGACUCAUGGAUCUACAACGGCCGGAGUUACUCCCCGCUGUCAGUGUCAUCAGUAUCGCGGCCCUGCGGAGGCCAUCUGUCAACCAUAGGCUAUCUCCACCCGCCUAUGUGCGUCCCGCCGAUCGGGAAACGAUGAAGGACAAGAUGCGUUCGAUCCUUCGUAUCGCAGCCUUUAAUAAGCACCGAAAAUUGGUUUUAGGUGCUCUUGGAUGUGGUGCAUUUGCGAACCCCAAGGAAGAGGUCGCCAAUUGCUGGGCAGCGGUCCUGCGGGAACCGGAAUUUCAAGGAUGGUGGGAAAACAUCGUGUUUGCAGUUCUGGAUAAUACAGCCCAUCUUACCAAUAGUGAUGGGAACUUUGAUACGUUCCACAGCACCCUGCAUGGUUUGAGGCUUUGA